AUGAUUAAAGUAGACUUAUCCAAAGCAUAUGAUAAGAUUAGUUGGGAGUGCAUUUAUAGAGUUCUUGUUGAAAUCCAGCUUCCUGAGAAUAUGAUCAAUAACAUUAUGCAUGCGGUUUCUUCUGCUCUCCGCAACAGACCAACAUUGAAAUCUUUAUCCAUUUCCUACUUUGAUCCGGACGAUGAAAACUACCUUAUUUCACAUUUCCUUGAUUCGUUGCUGACUUUGAAGGGUUUGACUUGUCUUGAUUUGUUGGGGUUGCAAAUCUCUGAUGAUUUUCUCUCUUCUAUUGCAACGGAAGGUCUUCCUUUAAACAAGUUUGUGCUCCGAAGUUGCACCGGAUACACUUACGACGGAAUAUGCUUUUUGUUAUCCAACUGUAGUGGGAUACAACAUUUGAGUUUUCAUCGGAAUGAUUUCUUAAAUGACCAUCAUAUUGCUCAAUUAUCUUUGUUUCUUGGUGGUUUGGUGUCUAUAAGACUCAGUGAUUGCUGGAACCUCACUAAAUCAGCCUUGUUUGCACUCAUUAGGAACUGUUCUUCACUUUCUGAGAUUACAAUGGAAGGCAUUGGAACAAAGAGUCUACAGACUUCUAAUUCUUUUAAGGAUUUUCAUGUGAACGCUCAACUCAAGUCUCUAUGUUUGACUUACGAUUCAUCCAUAAAUGAUGCAAACAUCUUUUUGUUCGCUUCCAUUUUUCCCAAUUUGGAGCUUCUUGAUUUAACUUCUUGUGAUAGCAUUUCUGAAAGAGCCAUUUGUCAAGUUUUAACUAGAUGUUGCACACGUGUUGAUGAUAAAACACUCUAUGAGAUCUCCAAGAGUUGUUCUGGCCUUUUGCAUCUAUCACUUAGAUACUGUAAACAUGUCACAGAAAAUGGAGUGAUGCAUGUGGUUCAAAACUGCACACAACUUAAGGAGAUCGAUUUGAAAUUUUGUUAUAAAGUGGAUGCAGAUAUUGUUGUCUCAGAAACAGUUAAAAGAGAUAUUGUUCCGCCAUGUUUUUUGUUUUAG
Molecule: messenger RNA, 1011 nt
Organism: Vicia faba (fava bean)
Lineage: Eukaryota; Viridiplantae; Streptophyta; Magnoliopsida; Fabales; Fabaceae
Source: the annotation of a GenBank genome assembly